AUGUCUAGUUUUGAAACGAAGUAUCAGGCCGGUGAGAAGUAUGGGGAUGACGACAAGGAUACUAAUAUCUUUGCUGAUCCAUUGAAGCUUGCAAACGACAUCUUGAAGGAUUGCAGUGGCAUUCGGAAAGAGGCGUCUCCAAAGCAGAUCGCUAGCCUUCUCCAGGAGUUAGUGUCAAAGGGACCUCUUGAUGACAAAAAGGGAAACACCGAGCUGUUAAUCGGCAUCCUUACCUCUCUUCCCUCCGACUCAGACAUCAGAACCCAGCUCACCAACAAGCUCAUCGACACCCUUUGGGAUAAUCUUCAACAUCCACCUCUAAGCUACCUCGGCGGCGAUGUCAAGUAUGAGGUUGUCAACCCGCAAGAGUCACAGAAACCCGACCCCAAGACUUAUGACUCUAUUGAGUUUAAGGUGCCAGACAGCGAUGUCACCCUGCGCGAACAUGUCCCCCAAGCACCCGAUGGCCUUCACCACUACCGGACGCCUGAUGGAAGCUAUAACAAUCCAAUCCAACCAAACCUAGGAAGGGCCGGUGCCCCUUAUGCUAAGACAGUUAGGAACACCAAACGUCUUCACGGUGUCAAGCCUGAUCCGGGUCUGCUAUUCGACCUAUUGAUGGCUCGCGAUGAUCAGCAUUUCAUAGAGAACCCAGCUGGCAUCUCAGCCAUGUUCUUCUACCAUGCGUCCAUAAUCAUCCACGACAUUUUCCGUACGAAUCGCACAGACCCUAACAGGUCCGACACGUCGUCGUAUCUUGACCUAGCCCCGUUAUAUGGCUCGUCCCUCAAGGAUCAAUUGGAGAUCCGUACCAUGAAAGGGGGUAAGCUAAAGCCCGACACCUUCCAUGAGAAACGUCUACUCGGGCAGCCCGCGGGAGUCAACGUCAUGCUAGUCCUCUACAGCCGCUACCAUAACUACGUCUGCGAUAUCUUGCUGCAGAUCAAUGAGAAUGGUCGGUUCACACUUGAAUGUGAUGGAAAGGAUGGAGCUACUCCAGAGGAGAAGGCCCGAGCUGUUGCUCGACAAGACCACGAUCUCUUCAACGUAGCUCGUUUAGUCGUCGGCGGGUUGUACGUCAACAUAUCCCUACACGACUACCUCCGCGCUAUCACAAACACACAUCACUCUAGCAGCGACUGGACCUUAGACCCUCGUGUCGAAAUCAAAGCAUUCGACGGCGAAGGCGCUCCACGUGGCGUCGGUAACCAAGUCAGCGCAGAGUUCAACUUGCUGUACAGGUUCCAUUCGUGCAUCUCUAAGAAAGACGAGCGCUGGAUGAACGACUUCUUUUAUAGCCUCUUCGACAAAGGAGAAGUAAAGGACCUAUCGACCGUUAGUUUAGAAGAUUUCGGCCUAGCCUUGCUCAGAUUUGAGCAGAGGAUUGAUAAGGAUCCUAGUAAGCGCACGUUUGACGGUCUGAAGCGCCAGGAUGACGGCACGUUCAAGAACGAGGAUCUUGUACGCAUUCUUAAGGAGGGGAUGGAGGACCCUGCCGGCGUGUUCGGUGCCCGUACUAUCCCGAAGGCGCUUAAGAUCAUCGAGGUUUUGGGUAUCAACCAGGCCCGUAAGUGGCAGGUUGCAUCGUUGAACGAGUUCCGGGAUUUCUUUGGACUUAAGAGAUACGAAAAGUUCACCGACAUCAACUCGGAACCAGAGAUCGCCAAAAUCCUUGAGAAACUGUACACUGACCCCGACAUGGUAGAGCUCUACCCGGGUCUGAUGAUCGAAGAUGCCAAACCAAUCCGGAACGCAGGAUGUGGAAUCUCACCCACCUACUCAGUUGGCCGAGCCGUUCUGUCUGACGCUGUCACACUCGUGCGAUCAGAUAGGUUCAAUACUCUCGAUUACACAGUUUCAAACCUGACAAGCUGGGGUUACAACGAGGUACAGUCCGACAACAAGACCCUAGGCGGGUCGAUGCUGUACAAGCUCAUUCAACGCGGUGUUCCCGGCUGGUUCCCCUUUAAUUCGGUAGCCGUGAUGCAGCCAAUGUACACCAAGAAGGCAAACGAGAAUAUCGCCAAAGAGCUUGGGACCAUAGACCAGUACACUCUCGAUGACCCGGCGGCCCCAAGAAAGACCGUCGUGAUCAUGACUAGUGAGGCCAUCAAACAGGCGCUCGGUCAACCCAAGCAAUAUGUAGUACCCUGGCUUCAACCCUUAAACAUCUUAUUCCCAGGCAAGAAAGAUUUUGGCUGGUACAUGUUAGCAGGUGAUGAGCAGCGUAACUUUGACGAUCGCACCGUCGCGCUGAAUGCGAUCAAGAAGAUCCCGAACCUGCAAACCGCAAUCAAGGAGUUCGUGCAGCGCGUCGGCUUUCAGCUAAUCGAGAAGGAGAGAUUCGAGCUUAAGGAAGGGUUGGAUCAAAUCGAUCUGAUCCGCGACGUUGCUAUCCCGUUGAACACGCAACUUCUCGCCGACCUGUUCUAUUUCGAUCUACGCACGGAUGAGAACCCGAGUGGAACGCUCGGAGUCGCCGAAUUGUACGGGCAGCUUCUCGACAUUCGUACAUGGGGCGUGAACAAUACUGAUCCGGCGCAAUCCUGGAACCGCCGCCGUCGCGCGCAGGAGGGAGCUAAGGCGGUCAUUGAGUCGACACGCAAGCUGGUUGAUGAGGUAGCCCAUAGUCACGGCACCCUAUUCAGCCUAGGCUCUAAUGUAGUCAAUGACUUCUCCCGGAAGCGUAGUCUCAAGGAGGGCUCGCUACGCUCUUGCGGCUACAAGUUCGUCCAUGAGCUGCUAGAACAAGGUUACUCGGCCGAGAAAGUCACCGACUCCUUGUGGCUCAAUGCCUUCGGCGGCAUCGGCGUCCCAGUUACUGCGUACUACGAAGUCAUGGAGUUCUUCCUCCGCAAGGAGAAUGAGCAUAUCUGGAGUGAGGUCCAGACACUCGCUAAGAACAACGACGACGCGGGUAUCUAUGCCUACGUAGUCGAGGCUCAGCGUCUCACCAGCACGCAGCGCAACAUGAGAGUCGCAACGCAGCCGGCUACGCUCGAAGGAAAGACGAUCGAGCCAGGCAAUCUCGUGGUUAUGUUGCUCGGCGAGGCCGGACGUAACCCAGCGGAGGUCCCCAACGCCCACGACUUUGACCCGCACCGUCAAACAGAUUCGGUCACAUCUUUCAGCUACGGCCAGCACGAAUGCCUUGCUAAGGAGAUAGCACGAUCCUUCAUCACCGGAAUGGUGAAGCUUGCGGCCGAUCUCAAGGAACUGCGUCCCGCACCGGGCGAGAUGGGUAAGGUGAAGACGAUCAAGGUGGGCACCGAGACAACCUACCUCAACGACAGUUGGUCCUACCUCUGCUUCGAAGCUAGUACCUGGAAACUUCAUUUCAACGGCCGAGGACUGGGUAAUUACCAGGGCCAGGAGCAGCCGAGCACGACUCCGGGUUUGCUCCAGUAUUACCACACGAUCCAGAAGCGCAAGGCUGAUUUAUUGAAAUCUUCUUGAACCUCUGGUCUUGGCUGAGCAUGGAAUAGGUUUAUAGUUGAGGGAACUGAGUUCGUUUAAGUACGCGUCGAGGUAAUUUGGAAACUAUCCCUUCAUUUAACUCAGGGGAGGUAAAACCAAAAUAAAUCAAAAUCUCAUGGACUUAUUCAUGCCAUUAUCUCGAUCUUCCUCAACGUGACACUUGCAUGAAUGAUAGGAGCCAUCCUAUAUCAUGAGGUUCCGAUUCUUGUUUAGGUAUAUCUAUGGAGUUGUAGAUGACAGAGUAGUGGAAAUAUUCCGUUUUAGCGACCAAACCAGGGUUAUGCAGUGGGCAGGUCACCUGACUCUGCCACUCUCGUAAGCCGAGGCAUCUGCGGUACUUCUUUCCGUAUACAAAUUACCAUAUAAAUGCAUGUAUUAUC
Annulohypoxylon maeteangense is the source of this 3857-nucleotide messenger RNA. Its product is annotated as heme peroxidase. Lineage: Eukaryota; Fungi; Ascomycota; Sordariomycetes; Xylariales; Hypoxylaceae. Bases 1 to 3456 code for a protein of 1151 amino acids. Gene Ontology annotation, molecular function: peroxidase activity; heme binding; oxidoreductase activity, acting on paired donors, with incorporation or reduction of molecular oxygen. The transcript has 5 exons. The record is from RefSeq and is a predicted model, not a curated record. Gene Ontology annotation, biological process: response to oxidative stress.